Neogale vison (American mink) is the source of this 1699-nucleotide messenger RNA. It is a transcript of the gene TGFBR3L, whose product is annotated as transforming growth factor beta receptor 3 like. The record is from RefSeq and is a predicted model, not a curated record. The transcript has 9 exons. Lineage: Eukaryota; Metazoa; Chordata; Mammalia; Carnivora; Mustelidae. Bases 1 to 1161 code for a protein of 386 amino acids.
AUGCCGGGUGCCACGCUCCUGCUGCUGGCCCUGCUCCCUGGGGUCGCCACCUCGCCCAGCGGGCCGCUUGGUUCCUCUCCUGGACCCCCCACCUUCCUCAGAGGCCCCAGCAGCUAUGAGGCCCAUGAGCGCGGAGAGCAGUGUGCCAGUGCUUUUAGGAACUGUAGCAGCCCUGGGGCCCUUGGGGAGCUGCCCUCCCCCAGCCUGACCGCAUCGCCCCCAUCAGGCACCCUGCGACUGGACUGGCCCAGCCAGGGAUCCCCUGGUCUGCCCUGGGUGGAGAAGUCCAGGUCUGAGAAGUGGGGGCUCCUCCCCAGAGGGGCUGCGCCACCUCUGUUGUGUCACCCUUUCUUCCCGCCAGCGCCCCCAUUCCCCGCGGCGCCUGGGCCCUGGCUGCGCCAACCCCUUUUCAGUCUGGAGCUGUCGGACGCGGAGGACGCCUUCCCGCGCCGCGCGGGGCCACUCGAGGUCCCGGCCGACAGCCGCGUGUUCGUGCAGGCUGCCCUGGCCCGUCCCUCUCCGCGCUGGGGCGUGGUCCUGCACCGCUGCUCGAUGACGCCGUCCUCGCGCCCGGCCCCGGGGCCCGCCCUGGCACUGCUGCGCGGGGGCUGCCCCGCCGACUCCUCCGUCGUCCUCCCGCCACCGCCGGCGCGCCCGGGUGCUGCCGGUCCCCUGCGCUUCAGCUUCCGCCUGCGCCCGGUCUUCAACAACUCGGUGCAGUUUUUGCACUGCCAGCUGAGCCGCUGCCGCCGCCUCCGGGGAGCCCGCCGGACACCUGCCCCUCUGACGCUGCCGCCGCCAUCGCUGUGUCUGCCUCAGGAUGAGGCGUGCACGGGCGCCGGCAGCGGCAGUGGCGAGAGUCUGGGUGCCGACGGUCCCCACCUGCACACGCUGACGCAGCCCAUCGUGGUCACAGUGCCGCGGCCACCCCCCGGGCCACCCAAGGGCGUCCCCAGCAAAGCCGUGCGUCCUGAGCCUCCCGCCCCGGCCUCCGCGGCCCUAGAGCCCGCGCCCGUGGUGGCGCUGGUGUUGGCUGCCUUCGUGCUGGGCGCUGCGCUGGCCGCCGGGCUCGGCCUCGUCUGUGCGCAUUCAGCACCCCCGAACCCCGGUCCCGCCCCGAGAGACUCGCCCAGCGGUACCCAGCCCAGGAGGCCCCAGUAAGGCAGACUGAUGGAGGCGGCCAAUGAUCCGCUGGGAAGGGGGCGGCCUGCAUGGUGUCCCUCUGCUUCGCUCAGUCUGGGUAGCCCCUCUCCAGGGAUGGCACACCCCCAGCACGGUCCGGAGACACAACAGCCACGGCCUUGAACCAGGCCCGCCAGGACUGGACCGGCCCCGGUCGACUUCAGACCCAGCGGGACCACUGUCUCUGCCUCCUGAACCCUCCUGCCCCUGACCGCUCCUCCUCUCACCUUCGCACUUGGGCUCAAAAUAAACACCCGGUCUGACCUACUGAGUUCUGAAGUCUGCGUGUGCACUUGGCCCGUUUAUAGGGGGCAGGAAGCAGAGGCCUUGGGGACUUAGCCCACACACUCAUAUAUAUGUGUGCAGAUGGGGGCCAGGGGAGACCCAAGGGAGUUUUUCCCAAACAGAAAGGGACACCCAAUCCCAUCUGCUUAAGUUUUAAUAAGGUCCACCUUCGGGGCGCCUGGGUGACUCAGUAGGUUAAGCCUCUGCCCUCCGCUCAGGCCCUGGUCUCAGG